Drosophila sechellia is the source of this 1690-nucleotide messenger RNA. RefSeq names its product pickpocket 18 (gene ppk18). The transcript is spliced from 8 exons. Gene Ontology annotation, molecular function: ligand-gated sodium channel activity. Gene Ontology annotation, biological process: sodium ion transmembrane transport. Gene Ontology annotation, cellular component: plasma membrane. NCBI's taxonomy places the organism in Eukaryota, Metazoa, Arthropoda, Insecta, Diptera, Drosophilidae. The record is from RefSeq and is a predicted model, not a curated record.
CGAGCACUCUUCAAACACAAUGGCUCGGGUGGAGGAGUCCCACUAUCGGCGCCUGUUCCGAGAGUUUCUGCGUCAGAGUUACAUCAAUGGCCUGCAUCCGUUUCUCUAUCAGACACCCUUUCGAUAUGCCAAAGCUAUCUGGCUGGCUCUGCUCACCGGCAUCAUGAUUUACACCCACAUCGUGAUCGCUGACCUCAUCCUGGAGUACCUGGUGCAGCCCACCGAGAUCCACAUGGCCCCCGACCUGGUGCAUGUAGCCAAUAGCCCCUUUCCGGCGGUUGGGGUAUGCACCUCAAACAAAAUCAAUGGACGCCUGCUUCGUAGUUAUGCCGAAAAGCUAUUCCAUCACCAGGGCAACUCCUCGCUGCAGGCGGUGGCCCUAGAUCUGGACGAUAUGGCCGAUCGCCUGCUGGUGCUGGCUCAGUUCUACCUGAACCCCCUCGAGUCCGAUCAUGAACGUUGGAAUGCCACGGAGCUGGAUCGACUGCAUCGUCUGCUCGUCGCUUACCACAACGGCGCUGGUUACUCGGUGCGCGAUAUACUGAGGGACAUGUCGCCCGGUUGCGGGGAUCUGGUGAUCAGGGGCAUUGUCUUCGGGGAGCCUGUCAACACCAGUCAACUGUUCCUCAAAAGACCAACAUCGUCGAAUGUGUGCUGCAUAUUUAACUAUCGACGGCCCAGCUAUUCCCGAUUUCUGACCAAGCGAGCUGAGGAUGACUCAGAAAUGAGAGCUGUUCCAAGGGUUGUCUUUGAAUCGAAUUCCAUUUUGAACAGCGUCCAAUUUGUGCUGCAGGAUACUCUAAAGGAAGAUAUCACAAACACCUUUCACUCCAAUAGCGCUUUUCAACUCACAAUUUUUCCCCAAGAGGACUAUGCCACCAUUCAGUCAACGACUUUGGGAGAGGUGCUGGUGGAUCACUACAGCAUAGUGGAGAUUCCCAUCCAGCCGAUGUUUUUUAGUUCAGGCGAAGAAGUUCGCGGAGUCCCGCCACAUAUACGACGAUGUUACUAUCCCGAAGAAGGCAUGCGGUUGCUGAACCAAUCAUACUACUCCCUGGACGAGUGCCUUUUGGUAUGCCGCAUGAAGAGCAUGAUCGAUCAUUGCGGCUGUGUAUCUCCGCCCAUGGUCGGCAGUUCCAUGGAUCUCCACUACUGUAUGCUACCCGAUCUUCCAUGCCUAAUGAGAUGGAAGAGCAUCUGGUAUGGCUACAGUGACUUCGCCUAUCUGCAGAACAAGGAGGAGAACAUUGCUCAGAGGCAAUGCGAGCAAUGCUUGCCCACCUGCAACGGAGUUAGCAUGAGUAUCACCACCAACGUGGCUCCUUUGAGACGGACUUAUAAUAGUACGGGUUACUUUACCGGUUUACUAAAGGGAUUGACCAACGAGCGACCAUUGGCCAUUAUAAAGCUUUUCUUUAAACUGCGCUUUGCCCAAGCAACAAAAUCCCAAAUGGUUAGCAGUUGGGUUGUUCUGCUAAAUCGCUUUGGAGGUAUUCUCUCGCUCAUGUACGGUUUCAGCAUAGUCAGUUACAUAGAGAUCAUGUACUAUCUUACGGGCAAAGGAUUUGUCUACAUAUACAGGUCAUUCUUAGAUAAGGAGCCUAUCAAUCACAACUAUUCGCUUUACUGGCGUGAGCUUAUGCCCAAGAUCCGUAGGAAUCUGCCCAGACAAGAAUAACUACGAAAAUAA